Molecule: messenger RNA, 519 nt
Organism: Olea europaea var. sylvestris
Lineage: Eukaryota; Viridiplantae; Streptophyta; Magnoliopsida; Lamiales; Oleaceae
Product: protein SRC2 homolog
Exons: 1
Coding region: 1-519 (172 amino acids)
Biological process (GO): defense response
Source: RefSeq, a predicted model, not a curated record
AUGAGUGACAUGGAUUGCAGAAAAUUUGAGAUUACUCUUGUUUCAGCAAAUGAUCUGAUGGACGUUCGAAAGUUUGGCAGAAUGAAAGUAUACGCAGAGGUUUCAAUUGGAGGUGAACCAAAUACGGUUAAGAGAACUCCAGCCGACAUGAAAGGUAAGACAAAUCCCAACUGGAAAUUCAAAAUUGAGUAUACAUUAGGUGAAAAAGCAGUGAAGCAAGGGGAUGUAGAUCUUACUAUCAAAUUAUACUGUAAAAGAAGCUUGUUGAGUGAUAAGUAUGUUGGAGAAGUUAACAUGUCACUCAAGAAACUGUUCAAAAAGAGGAAAAGUUCUGAAAGAACUAGUAGAAUCAAGGUGAAAAGAAAUGAUGCUGUGGAUCCAAGAGGAACCCUAGUUAUUUCUUAUAAUUUUGGGAAAAGGAUUGGUGUUCCUAGACCUUCUAAAUGGGAGAGAGCUUUGGUAGCUGGGGCAAAGAUACUUGUUGAAGGAACCAUUUCUUAUUUCUUGGAGCAGAUAUAG